Messenger RNA from Lactuca saligna, 579 nucleotides. The record is from the annotation of a GenBank genome assembly. Lineage: Eukaryota; Viridiplantae; Streptophyta; Magnoliopsida; Asterales; Asteraceae.
AUGGCGGACCAACCUGGUGGCACAAAAAUGGUGAAUUCCGCCAAAGCCGCCACCGAUUCAUCAUCGGACGAAGGUGGUAUUGUUCACAAGAUUGUUCUUGGGGUCAAAUCCAGAGACAACAAGGAAAUGAAGAAGUAUCGUGGGGUCCGAAUGAGGAAAUCGGGCAAGUGGUGCUCUGAAAUCCGUGACCCGUUUAAGAAAAAGCGGCUCUGGUUGGGUACCUAUGACACCGCUGAGGAAGCUUUUGAAGCUUACACCAAAAAGAAAGAGAAGUUUAGACAAAAGGCCGAAAACCAGAAGGUGACACCAGUUUCCAAGGGAGUUCGCGAAGGAAAAAAGGUGGCGAAGCUUGAUGACAACCCGACCCGGAAACAGUGCAUGGGUGUUCGAAAGACUGAAUCGGGUAGAUGGAGAGCGAAAAUUCGUGACCCAGUUAAGAAAUCACAUGUUUGGGUUGGUACAUUUGAUACCGAAGAAGAGGCUUCAGAAGCAAUUGAAGUAAAGAAGGUGGAAUUCGGGUCCUCCCGAUCCAUUGCCGAAAGUGGGUCAUCUUUGAAGACCCCAAAGACUGAGACUUAA